Malus domestica (apple) is the source of this 1449-nucleotide messenger RNA. RefSeq names its product glycolipid transfer protein 3. Gene Ontology annotation, cellular component: membrane; cytosol; cytoplasm. Gene Ontology annotation, molecular function: ceramide 1-phosphate transfer activity; ceramide 1-phosphate binding. The record is from RefSeq and is a predicted model, not a curated record. Lineage: Eukaryota; Viridiplantae; Streptophyta; Magnoliopsida; Rosales; Rosaceae. Gene Ontology annotation, biological process: intermembrane lipid transfer; ceramide transport.
UAUGUCUCUCUGUUUCUAUAAAUCCAAGAUUUCGGCAGCCACUGUGGAGUUGGAAACAAGAAAACCAAAUUAGAAUGAAAAGGAAGUUAAUGGAUCAGAAUAUGGGAUCAGAGAUUAGAUGUGCCAUUGAAGAACUCUCCGUUAUGGUCAAGGUUAAAGGUGCUAUAUUGGUCCCAGCGGCUGAACAUGGUGGUGGUGAUCAUGCUCACGAGGCUGCUCAUAUUCCCACCAGGCCUUUUCUUUCUCUCUGCAGCUUGCUUCUUCAAGUUCUUGAUAAAAUAGGACCUACAAUGGCUGUUCUAAGCCAAGAUAUUCAUCAAAAUAUUCGGAGAUUGGAAACGAAACAUGAAUCAGAUCUUUCGACAUAUUCAAAUAUGGUUGAGAUGUUGAAAAAUGAGGCGACUGAAGGCAUUGCUAGAAACGUUACCAGUUGUAGUAGAGCCUUUGUUUGGCUUACCAGAUCCCUAGAUUUUACCGUGGCCUUGUUGCAAAAUUUAGUGAGAGAUCCCGGGCAGAAUAUGCAGCAGGCAGUGGAAGAGUCUUAUAACAUUACUUUGAAGCCAUGGCAUAGGUGGAUUUCAUCAGCUGCUUCUAAAGUAGCCCUAAUGCUAGUGCCUGACAAUGAAACAUUCAUUAGUAGCCUCAUGGCAAAAGAUGAAAACUAUGACAACUUGAAACUGGAAAUAGAGAACUUGGUUUCCUUACUCGUGCCUUAUCUGGAAGAAAUCCACUCGAUUCUGGUUAAGUAUUCAACCACCCAACGCUUACCGGAUGCUUCUUCUUUGGCUAACAUAUCUUUUGACAUGUUUGAUUAUGCUUGGUUUUUGCAGAGAUUUUAUCACUUGGAUAGGUUGAAGUCUAACUGAGGUACACAGUCGGUUUCCAGCAUCAGGCAUCACUUGGAAAUGAGGACAUGAUCCUUAGAAAGUGUUUUGAGGAUUCAUUAGCUCCAAUUGCAAUUAGCUGUUAUGGAAUGAUUAAAUCACAAAUACUAUGCUUGAUUUGCUGAGAGGGAUGCGGUCUGAAAGCUAAGGACUCACAAGUUUAGCAAGAGAGAUUAUGCAUUAAAUUUCUCUCAUGUGCAUCACAUACCUGUACAUGAAAUGAGCAUCAAUUUACUUAAUUAAAUCAUAGUCACUCGUUUUCAUUUGAAAAAAUAGAAGGCCGAGAUUUGAUGAAGUAAGUUAACGCUUAUUCCAUACACAUGUGCGUGAUACGUCUAAGAGAAAGUCUGAUGCAUGAAAUUCCUUUAUAUAUGAUUAUAGUUUGGGCUUAAUUAAGAGGUGUUUUCAUAAGGUUUCUAUAGUGAUUAUUAAGGCUAGGAAUAUCUAAGUUCAAGUAGCUGAUUAUAUCGUAGUUCAAGCCUGCAUGCUAUACCAUUAAGUGCAAAGGUAGAUUUUUGUCAUCAUUCUAAAGUGGUGGUAAUACUCAUUACCCUAUUUAUUACCA